CGGAAGCAGCGACAGCCGUGGCUGGGGCUGAGGCUCCGGCCGUCGGCGGACGCGGCGGCUGCUGCCCUCGAACCCGGAGUCUGGCGUCGGAAUCACUCAGUCUCUGAGCGCCGCGUGUGUUGGCGACCGGGAGCUUUCCCGGUCGGCUGUGGCGUCUGUGCGUGGACGAGCGGUGUGUAGCCCACGGAAGCCAGAAGAAGGUAUAGAUCCCCAGGAGCUGAUAAGUGGUUCUCAGACUCUGCUAUGGAUGCUGGAUCCGAACUUGGGUCUUCUAGAAGAACUGCACUUGUUCUUAACUGCUGAGCCAUCUCUGCAGCUCCCAAGGACGGGCCUUGAACAGAUUGACUGAUAACACAGCUACUAUGAGUCUGUUAAACUGUGAAAACAGCUGUGGGUCCGCCCAGUCCUCAAGUGACUGCUGUGCCGCCAUGGCCGCCUCCUGCAGUGCCACAAUGAAAGAUGACAGCGUGAGUGGUUCCGCCAGCACGGGGACCUUCUCCAGCUCCUUUAUGGAGGAGAUCCAGGGGUACGAUGUGGAGUUUGACCCACCUUUGGAAAGCAAGUAUGAGUGCCCCAUCUGCUUGAUGGCGUUGCGGGAAGCAGUGCAAACACCAUGUGGCCACAGGUUCUGCAAAGCCUGCAUCAUCAAAUCCAUAAGGGAUGCAGGGCACAAGUGUCCAGUUGACAAUGAAAUACUGCUGGAAAAUCAACUGUUUCCUGACAAUUUUGCAAAGCGAGAGAUCCUUUCCCUGACAGUAAAAUGCCCAAAUAAAGGCUGUUUGCAAAAGAUGGAACUGAGACAUCUCGAGGAUCACCAAGCACAUUGUGAAUUUGCUCUUAUGAAUUGUCCUCAAUGUCAGCGUCCUUUCCAAAAGUGCCAGUUUAAUAUGCAUGUUAUCGAGGAUUGUCCCAGGAGACAGGUUUCCUGUGUAAACUGUGCUGUAUCCAUGCCAUUUGAAGAGAAAGAGAUCCAUGAUCAGACUUGUCCUUUGGCAAAUAUCAUCUGUGAAUACUGUGGUACAAUCCUCAUCAGAGAACAGAUGCCUAAUCAUUACGAUCUGGACUGCCCAACAGCACCAAUCCCUUGCACCUUCAGUGUUUUUGGUUGUCAUGAGAAGAUGCAGAGAAAUCACUUGGCACGACACCUGCAAGAGAAUACCCAGUUGCACAUGAGACUGUUGGCCCAGGCUGUUCAUGAUGUAAACCUUGCUUUGCGUACAUGUGAUACUUCCUCUCCGUCCCGGGGAUGUUGUCCAGAGGACCCAAAUUAUGAGGAAACUAUCAAACAGUUGGAAAGUCGCCUGGUAAGACAGGACCAUCAAAUCCGGGAACUGACUGCAAAAAUGGAAACUCAGAGUAUAUAUGUAAGUGAGCUCAAACGGACCAUUCGAACCCUUGAGGACAAAGUUGCUGAAAUGGAAGCACAGCAGUGUAAUGGGAUUUACAUUUGGAAGAUUGGCAACUUUGGGAUGCACUUGAAAUCCCAAGAAGAGGAAAAACCUGUUGUCAUUCAUAGCCCAGGAUUCUACACAGGCAGACCUGGGUACAAGCUGUGCAUGCGCCUGCACCUUCAGUUACCCACUGCUCAGCGCUGUGCAAACUAUAUAUCCCUGUUUGUCCACACAAUGCAAGGAGAGUAUGACAGUCAUCUUCCCUGGCCCUUCCAGGGCACAAUACGCCUUACAAUUCUUGAUCAGUCUGAAGCAGUAAUAAGGCAAAACCACGAAGAGGUCAUGGAUGCUAAACCAGAGCUGCUUGCCUUUCAGCGUCCCACAAUCCCACGGAACCCCAAAGGUUUUGGCUACGUAACAUUUAUGCAUCUGGAAGCCUUAAGACAGGGAACCUUCGUUAAGGAUGAUACGUUAUUAGUGCGCUGUGAAGUCUCUACCCGCUUUGACAUGGGUGGCCUUCGGAAGGAGGGUUUCCAGCCACGAAGUACUGAUGCAGGAGUCUAGCAUCCAUUUACUUGUGUUAAAAAUAACUACAAACCAUACGGGAAACCAGUUCCUUCCUUGCCAGCUCCCGGUAAACAGUAUUGAGACAAGCAGUGGGAAAGGCGUAGCGCCAGCAGCAAGUGUCGGCAGUGUGGUCCCUCCACUGCUUUCUGUUACAAAUACCUGAGGCAGUCUUCACGGGAAUCUACAAGUCUACAUGUCCCUCAUGUCUUCAGAAACCUAACAUUUGUGGGGCCUAUGGCUCAUCUGUUUGUCAGUUAGUAUACCUCUCUGUUGUACUUCAUGGACUUUUUCCGGGUACUUCACUGUAAAGGAAAAAAGAAAAAGGCCAGAGUUAGUAUGCUGAAGCUGAAUUGUUUAAUAAUGCUGGGUGCCGUAGAAACGUGGGCUGGUUUUAGGACGUGUAGGUACUAUAUUAAGCAGAAUCACUACUGCCUGUGCUGACACCAGCGAGAAUGUUGCUGCUCUGGUGCCGAGUUCUCAUUUUAGUGGACGCCUGUGAAUUUCAGAAGCUUUGAUCCAUGGCCCUGGAAAGCCUAAGUUCUCAUGUGCUCCCUUCCAUUGUUUUCUACGGGUCCAGGGACUGCUGUAGCCUUUCCUUACUUAGUGUGAGCAUUUUAUCUGUUGAGCACUGAGUACUUCCUCCCUGCUUCCAUAUUUUGAGGCUCAGGCAGCAGCUUCUCAGUUUGUAAUACUGCGGCAGUGUGGUUGCCAUAUGUCAAGUGCUGUGGCCAUGUAAGUUUUCUUGUCUUGGCAGUGUAGCUCGGUGUCCACAUCCCUGUGCACGUCUUCUGUCGCUUGCAGACAGAGUCACCAACAUAAACAUUGGAGGGGAUUCAGCUCACCAGCCAGUAAACAUCAUCUACAGAUGACUGCAGAACUCUUACAGCCAGGAAACUUGCCAGCCCUCUUGACUGCCUUUUGAUUUAGCUUAGUUAAUUGAAAUAGAACUGAUUUUCUUAGCGGACUGGAGAGAUGGCUCAGUGGUUAAGAGCACUGGCUGCUCUUCCAAAGUCUGGUUCAACUCCCAGACCCUGCAUGGCAGUUCACAACUGUCUGUGACUCCAGUUCCAGGGAGUCUGACACCUUCAUACAGACAUACAUGCAGGCAAAGCACCAAAGCACAUAAUUUUAAAAUUAAUAAAUAAAAUAGAUUUCCUCAAAAUGGAGUUUGUUAAAACUUGAGAAAUUGUAGGUCCUUGAGAGAUGAUUAACCCAAGGCUGGCAGUCCAGCAUAAUGGUUAUAUGAACACCCUGCUCAGUGCCAGCCUCAGCACGUUCUGUCCAGUGUCGUGGUGUGGAGAGGGGAUUGUUGUGCUGUUCUGUGUCUGCUAAUGGCCUGUGCAUAUAAAAUACUGUGGAAGUAGUUCUCAGGGAGUCCUACAACUAAUUAGAGCAUUGGUAAGGAACCUAAGUGAAUCUGUCUGCUGCUGUUUACACAAGAUUGUUCAAGUUUUCUGGUAGGAAGAAAAGGCACUUCUGUCUCCGGCCAAAUCAGAGCUACUGGCCAGCGCUAGAUCUGCCCUGCAUCCCAGAGGACGUCAGAGACCUCGGUGGAGGAAGGAGUCUGAUUUUCACUUGUAACCUGUCUGCCGCAAGUGGCACUUUGACCUCUUAAUUUUUCUCUCGUUGCUUCCAUUCCACCCAUAAAGGUAAAGGAAUGGCCUUGUCCCCUACCUUACACAAGCUCACCAUGCAUCACCGGUUGCUUUCCUGGUGAUGUGGGUCUUAGCUGCACCUCUAGCAGCCCCUGAGCCUCUUGCAACACCUCCCACCUAGGGGAGUCUGCAUUGCCCUAUUCCUGCAGUUGUUUCCCACUGAAGAAAUGUGGGGUUUCCUAAAAAAGCAAGCAAUAGUUAUUUUUUAUUUACUUUUGAAAAUGUACUCAACUAUUUGAGGGUCUAUUUUCUGUGUAUAUUCUAUUCUUAAUUUUUUUUGUAUUCCAUAGUAAGCAUUUUUUUAUCAGUUAAGUGUUACCACAAAAUAUCAGCCCCCCCUUCUCCUUUCAGUUUUGAAAAAGGAAAUGAUAUUUAAAAGCUUCCUGGUCUGAUUUCUAUUUAAAAGAUGUCUGUAUUAGGUACUAAGAACAGUCAUUUCCUGCCUUGGUUUUGGCCUUUUUUUUUUUUUAACUUCAGCGUCGUAAGUUUUUUGCCUAAGUUAAACUUUUCCCAACAUGGUGAUGUUCCUGCCUAUGAAACAAAUUGGACUAGCUGUCUCUAGCGUAUGUGUAGAGGAGUUCAGUGCUAAGCCACAAAACACUGACAGUGCUGGCUUUACCAGUGGAAAAUUGGUGUGACUGUCCCCACUACUGACGUGAACGCUUUACUUAAUGUCCAUCCGCUGAAGUGCACCUUAGCAUAGUUUUAUAACUUCCUGCAUUUGGUGUUUGUAAUAAACCAGCCAGCUAGUUUAUGAUACUCAGUCACCAUGGAUACAGUGUAAAAAUAAUCAAGCUGAUAUUAAAAGACAGCCGUUGACAAGGUCUACUCAGAAUCAAGUUUUAACCGAGAAAGCUGGUUUCUUUAUAUACCCUUCUUAAUUGUCUCCCCACUCCUGAACAUUGAAUCUGUGAGAGUCUGACCUGUGUCUCCAGUGUGUUGGCCAUGGUUUCUUAACAAUCUAGAACAUUGCUAUUUUUCCAAAUUGCUUUUUCUUCCAAAAAUGUCCAACUUAUUAUUGGAGAUUUUUUUCCAAGCCAAAUAUCCUAUUAGAAAUCAAGCCUGUUGGUGAUUGUAGUUUGGUAAUUGGCUACUGUCCUUUGGGUGUGACCAUUUCUGGCCAUUCAGCUUCCUUUCAGAGACUGAAGAGGGAGAAACGGUGAAUUAGAAUGUACAAGUGCUUUUUCACCCUAACGAGAACUGACAGGCGCUGGAAGAUUUCUGUUAAAUCAAGCAAAGUAAGACUAACAUGUGAAUUAUGUGUGCAAUUAGACUGCUGCUGCUUUACCUGGAGUCUCAAUCUCUUGUGACCAGAAAAGUUUUAAUUACUAGAGAGCUUAUUCUAAAUUAAGACUUUGAAGGGCUUUUUAUUCCUUUCUCUUUCCUGUUAUUAACCCACUUCUUUUCUGACAUGCCUAAAGUUCUCUUCAUUGUCUUAACAUAAAGUGUCAUUACAUUUUUUGUGGGGUGUUGCGUGGUUAUUUUCCUAGAUGCCCUAAGCGGGUGACUAGGGCACAGUCAAUAAUCAUUUGAUUGUCUGUUGACAGAGCUGUCGUUUGUCUCACAGUUGAUGUAAUUGUCUGUGGAAUGGAUUGGUGUUUCCCAAUUCCCAGAAUCCAGAAAAAUGAACCAAAUGUGAUCAACCCGAACAAGUGAACACUUUGUUCACAUGCCUUGAAGUCAUUCGAAUGUAAUUAACCUAGUUAUUUCUCUGAAUGUCACCUGUGCCCUUGAUGUUUUAAACUGCUUAACCCCCACCAAAAAAAUUCGGGUUAAUAAAAAAGAUAAAACUGGAGAAUAAUUCUAGUUGAAAGCAUUGUGGAGAGGUGUUCCUUGUCCUGCCCAGUGUCUCCUUAGCAGACACUUAGUGUCUCCUGGGUAGCCCUACAUGGCAGAGAAGGGAAAGGGUGGCCUGCCGGACACUUGCCACUCAGAAUGUAGCACUGUCUGUCUCCUGGAGCCGCAGUUCCCUUCUGUGCAGGACCCAGCGAGGGGCCAAGGUCCUGUUCUAGUCACUGCCAAACCCCCUGUUCCUAGCAUACUGUGCAUGGGCCUGAGCAGUACGUGGCAACACCUAGUGGAGGCCAGCUUAUGUGAGGUGGUUGCUAAGGUGAAUGUUGUGGUUUUGCGUUUUCCCCAGCAUGUUAUCAUAGCAGUUUUCAAAUACGGAGAUAGGUAUAAAGCCAGUGGACAUCUGCCACCCAGGACAGUGUUACCCUCCGUGCAGCUUCUACUUCUCUUUAAGACUGUUCAGCCCUCAAAUAAUUAAACAGCUUGGAGUUGUCUCAGAUUUUCCUUGGGAACUUGUGAUAUUUUAUUGUAAUUCAAACUGUAUCCUCUGCUUUUUGUCAUCUUAGAAUUUGUGCGAAUGUUGUGUGGAGCUUUAAUCUCUUUUUGUCUACAGGAGUAUUCUCAGAAAGGGUUUACUUGGAGGUUCCUGGUUAUGCAGACUCUUCUAAUGUUACUUUCUUACUUGAGUUAAUUCAGUGGAUAAGAGUGUAAUUUGGGGCACAUUUUGCUAAUAUAUAUGAUUUCAGGAUUACGUUCCUUGGGGACUAAAGUGAUUUAGCAUAGAUACUAUAUUUGGAGUGAGGAGAUAAAUUGUUGCGGGGCUCUCUGCCACCUCUCUGCCUAGCAUCGUGAUGGUCCUCAGGAGGCGAGAAGACAAUUCAUUCAGUUCAGCAUGACUGUGCAGUUGUUAUUAGUUCAAACUACAGGAGCCUGACCCCAAGUAGUUUUGGGGGGGACACAUUUAAGCACAGCACAGUUUGAUGGAAACUUUUCCAGUGAAAAUUAAUUCAGCCCUGUGUAUACAAUAAAUCAUACAUAAAUCUCUUUGAGGAACAAAGUAAGCUAAAUAAAGAUUCAAUGUGACCACAUCAGUACUUUAUAAAGUACACAUGACACCUUCCAUAAUGGAUCCUGUAGACUUGCUGCACAGAAAGCUUUGGAUAGGGGUCUGGAGGAGGGUCAGAUGUGGUCUCCUGCCACACAGAUUGCACAAAGGUCACCAAGCUAGACACUUCUGUUCCCAGCCUUCCAAGUGGUUCCCAUUCCUUGUCUUGAAGGAAUAGCCCUGUGUGCUGACAUUCCAGGUUCCCCUAGUGCUUGUCCAUGACUACUGGCUGGCCAUGUAUGUUCAGUUUUAUUCUGAGUUUAGCUGCCUGUAAAGUGGGAAUUUGAAAUAUUAUGGAGUAGGUAGCAUUAUUAAUGCCCAGGUCUGUUUUUGAGGGUAUUUUAUAGACUUAGGGAAGCCUCUUAUAAUUUUAUAACUGAAAACUAGCAUGAAAUCCAACUUUAAAAAUCAAAAUGAAAUGACGAGAUGGUCACAAGCCUGCUGUGCCCAGAGUGCUGCUGUGGAACUGGUAAGGGGACUCAGAGUUUCACUGUGUGAGGGGAUGUAACAAGGAGGUGUGCGAGGUGAUGAGCUUAGGUUGCGGCAAGCAGGCUUGUUUAGGAACACACCAGGUGCUAUGUAAAGCAGACCCUGCCUGGCCCCCACCCACUACCUUGUCUCACAUGGUCUCCCUCAAGCCAAUGCAGCUGAUUGCAGGAGUCAGAGGGAAAGUCUGAGGUUACUAUGCCGCAGACUCUGUGCGCCAUCUCAUAGAUAAGUGUGACAUCUUCCCAAACCCAGGUCACACAUGUGCACUCCCGUUCAUCUUGUAAGGGACACCUGGAGUCUGACUUUCAUAUGUGCCUUAGCUGUAAAGAUGCACCAAAAAUGUAUGCCUUGAAUCGUUUUGAAUGUGUCGACUGACAUACCUCCUUCCCUUCUUCCUUAUCAGCCUGUAUAUUGCACACUCCUUACAAAUAAAUACUUAAUUGAAAUAAAAUAUAUAUGCAAAUAUCA
Messenger RNA from Arvicola amphibius (Eurasian water vole), 7466 nucleotides. It is a transcript of the gene Traf6, whose product is annotated as TNF receptor associated factor 6. The transcript has 8 exons. The coding region runs from base 363 to 1955 and encodes 530 amino acids. The record is from RefSeq and is a predicted model, not a curated record. Gene Ontology annotation, cellular component: plasma membrane signaling receptor complex. Gene Ontology annotation, biological process: regulation of apoptotic process; protein K63-linked ubiquitination; interleukin-1-mediated signaling pathway. Lineage: Eukaryota; Metazoa; Chordata; Mammalia; Rodentia; Cricetidae. Gene Ontology annotation, molecular function: zinc ion binding; ubiquitin protein ligase activity; tumor necrosis factor receptor binding.